UCGGUUCAAUCCCAAGGCCUAGCCGCUCACCGGCGUCACCGCCUCCCACCUGCCACUCUGAUCUCCAUCGUGCUCAACUCUCCAUCUGGUCUCCAUCGUUCUCACUUCUCAGUUCGUGCUCGCUGGCACCGCUCACUCUCUGGGUCCGAGCUCGGACGGUCGUGAGUCACAAGCCACUGCAUCGCCAGCGUCCACUCCUCUUGCACUCCAGAUCUCCUUCGAAUUCAUCAAUCACAGUCCCAGUCUCCCAGAUUUAUUUUGUCGGUCGUCAAUAGUGGUUUUGUUGGCUUGAGUUCUGAGUCAUAAAAGGAACACAAUGACAGAGGAGGAGAAACUCCCUGUUUUUAUGGACGUCUUUAUAGCCGGGAUGUACUAUGAAAGGAUGGUUUUUGAGCUAUUCUAUGACAUUGCCCCUUACACUGCAGAAGAUUUCCGUGCGCUUUGUACAGGAGAAAAAGGAGUCAGUCCAAAUGAUACGUUUUUGUGUUACGCAAAUUGCUUCUUUCACAAGGUUAAGAAAGGUGGCUCCUAUGUGAAGGGAGGCGCCAUAAACUACGAAACUGGGGAAGAUGUUCAAAGUGUUUUUGGUCCAUAUUUCUUUGACGAUGGGUCAAAUAACUUGAAACAUGACAAGGAAGGGCUCCUAUCUAUGCCCAGAAGAGACUUCAGAGAUUGCCGUUCUCACUUUUUGAUCACAUUGAGAGCUGAUGAGAGCCUUGACAGGACUCAUGUGGUCACCGGGAAGCUUGUGGAAGGCAUGGAUACACUUCGAGAAAUCGGACAGACUAGUUUUGACUGGGCGGUUAGAAUUGUUGAUUGUGGCAUGUUAUAUAAUGCUAGGAAUAUUCCUCCUGGAGUGAUUAUUAGGCCUUUGCCGCGCGGAAAGAGGGAUGGGGUCUCCUCAAAGGGCAGGGAAAGACGUGAGGGAAGGAGAAAGAGGAUAAAGAACGAUGAUCGGGAUGACUCAAAGGGGAAGGAAAGACGUGAGGGAAGGAGGAGGAGGAUAAAGAACGAUGAUCGGGAUGACUCAAAGGGGAAGGAAAGACGUGAGGGAAGGAGGAGGAGGAUAAAGGGGGAUGGUCGGGAUGACUAUUGA
Molecule: messenger RNA, 1096 nt
Organism: Neltuma alba
Lineage: Eukaryota; Viridiplantae; Streptophyta; Magnoliopsida; Fabales; Fabaceae
Product: peptidyl-prolyl cis-trans isomerase
Exons: 9
Coding region: 317-1096 (259 amino acids)
Biological process (GO): protein peptidyl-prolyl isomerization; protein folding
Cellular component (GO): cytoplasm
Molecular function (GO): cyclosporin A binding; peptidyl-prolyl cis-trans isomerase activity
Source: RefSeq, a predicted model, not a curated record